Messenger RNA from Penicillium alfredii, 510 nucleotides. RefSeq lists its product as uncharacterized. The transcript has 2 exons. The record is from RefSeq and is a predicted model, not a curated record. NCBI's taxonomy places the organism in Eukaryota, Fungi, Ascomycota, Eurotiomycetes, Eurotiales, Aspergillaceae. Bases 1 to 510 code for a protein of 169 amino acids.
AUGCGGCCGCAUACGUUCACGGGGUACUGGGGUGCAGUGCGAGAUCGGAUCCCGGGGUCUGGGUGGGAUGCAUUUGAAAAGAGCAGCAAUGAACAGCACAAAGAAGAGAACGGCCAUCGCACAAAUACCCACAACACAAUACAUAUCCGCCCCGGCCAGUUCUGGGCGAACUCUGGCGCCGAAGAGGGCAGCGCGUAUAGCAACACCAUCGAGCCGAAACUGCGGCGCGGGUUGAGGUAUCUAUGGAAACAUCCCAACGAGAAUGGAUCGAUGGGGGCUCGGUAUUUGGUGAAUACGAGGAAUGCCUCAAGUUCGAAUGAUUCGAGUGAAUCCAACGAGUCUCAACCACUCCAAGAAGCAUGCGUUACAGCCUUCUUCCGCAGCAAUGCCCACCUUGAGGCCUGGGUGGUCAAACAGCCGUUCCAUUUGGCAAUCUACGCCGUAGCCAUCCAGCACGCAAAACGAUUCGGGGAUGGAAGUUCCGGACGUGGCCUGAAGUCUCGGUGCUGA